Echinops telfairi (small Madagascar hedgehog) is the source of this 3418-nucleotide messenger RNA. It is a transcript of the gene ZBTB1, whose product is annotated as zinc finger and BTB domain containing 1. The transcript is spliced from 3 exons. The record is from RefSeq and is a predicted model, not a curated record. Gene Ontology annotation, biological process: negative regulation of transcription by RNA polymerase II; regulation of cytokine production; regulation of immune system process. Lineage: Eukaryota; Metazoa; Chordata; Mammalia; Afrosoricida; Tenrecidae. Bases 88 to 2025 code for a protein of 645 amino acids. Gene Ontology annotation, molecular function: phosphatase binding.
CGCGCGCCUCUCCCGCGGCGGAUUCGCCUUAAACUCCCUACAAUCUCCGCAGCCCCGGUUCCUGCUGCGGCCGGUCUCUAAUAGAAGAUGGCAAAGCCCAGCCACAGCAGCUACGUUCUUCAGCAGCUGAACAACCAAAGAGAAUGGGGGUUUCUCUGUGAUUGCUGUAUUGCGAUUGAUGACAUUUACUUUCAAGCGCACAAAGCCGUCUUAGCUGCCUGUAGCUCCUACUUUAGGAUGUUUUUCAUGAGCCACCAGCAUAGCACGGCACAACUGAAUCUCACCAACAUGAAAAUUAGUGCCGAGUGUUUCGAUCUCAUUUUGCAAUUUAUGUACUUAGGGAAAAUAAUGACCGCUCCCUCCAGUUUUGAGCAGUUUAAAGUGGCCAUGAACUACCUACAGCUGUACAAUGUUCCCGACUGCUUGGAAGACAUACAAGAUGCAGAUUGUUCUACGUCAAAGUGUUCGUCCUCCGCACCCAGCAAACAGAACAGCAAGAUGAUAUUUGGAGUAAGAAUGUAUGAAGACACAGUGACGCGGAGCGUGAACGAAGCCAACAGGUGGUGUGCAGAGCCAAGUUCAACGGUAAACACGCCACACAACAGAGAGCCUGAGGAAGAGCCAUUGCAAUUAGGUAAUUUCCCAGAGCCACUGUUCGAUGUGUGUAAAAAAAGUUCAGUGUCCAAAUUAUCUACUCCAAAAGAGCGCGGGUCACGGCGCUUCGGACGGAGCUUUACCUGUGAUAGCUGUGGAUUUGGCUUUAGCUGUGAAAAAUUACUAGACGAGCAUGUGCUAACCUGUACUAACCGCCAUUCAUACCAGAACACAAGAUCUUACCACCGAAAAGUAGAUAGCAGAGAUGGGAAAGACAGUACCAUCAAAGCGGAAUUUGGAGAGAAGGAUUCCUCUAAAAUGUUUUCUGCACAGACGGACAAGUACAGAGGAGACACAAGCCAGGCUGCUGCUGACGAUUCCACUUCCACCACCGGAAGCAGGAAAAGCAGCACAGUGGAAUCGGAAAUAGCCAGUGAAGAAAAAAGUCGAGCUGCUGAGAGGAAAAGAAUCAUCAUCAAGAUGGAGCCGGAAGAUAUCCCUGCAGAUGAACUGAAAGACUUUAACAUUAUUAAGGUUACGGAAAAGGACUGUAACGAAUCCACCGACAAUGAGGAAUUAGAGGAUGAACCAGAAGAGCCCUUUUAUAGAUACUACGUCGAAGAAGAUGUCAGUAUUAAAAAAAGCGGUAGGAAAACGCUCAAGCCUCGGAUGUCGAUAAAUGCCGAGGAAAGAGGUGGCUUAGAGAACCUGAGGCCCCCUAACGACAGCAGCCCAGUCCAGGAGGACACUGAAAAUGCAUCCUGCGAGCUGUGUGGCCUCACGAUAACUGAGGAGGACCUGUCAUCUCAUUACUUGGCCAAACACAUUGAAAAUAUCUGUGCCUGUGGCAAAUGUGGACAGAUACUUGUCAAGGGCAGACAGCUGCAGGAACAUGCCCAGAGAUGUGGAGAACCCCAAGACCUGACAAUGAAUGGGUUAGGAAGCACCGAGGAGAAGAUGGACAUGGAAGAGAAUCCUGAUGAGCAGUCUGAAAUAAGAGAGAUGUUUGUGGAAAUGUUGGAUGAUUUCAGGGACAAUCAUUUCCCGAUAAACAGCCUCCAAAAAAAACAGCUGUUUAAACAUUCGGCGUGUCCCUUUCGAUGUCCAAAUUGUGGCCAGCGCUUUGAGACGGAAAAUCUCGUGGUUGAACAUAUGUCUACCUGCCUCGACCAGGAUAUGUUCAAGAGUGCCAUCAUGGAAGAAAAUGAGAGAGAUCACAGGCGUAAGCAUUUUUGUAAUCUCUGUGGAAAGGGAUUUUACCAGCGGUGCCACUUACGAGAACACUAUACUGUUCAUACUAAGGAAAAACAGUUUGUUUGUCAGACAUGUGGAAAGCAGUUUUUAAGAGAGCGCCAGUUGCGUCUGCACAAUGAUAUGCACAAAGGCAUGGCCAGUGGUGGAAUAGGGCCUUCUAAAGCUCUGGCGAAGUGAGAAAUCUGAAUUUGGAGAGGACAUUGGGAAGAAACAAUCUUCAACAGAUAUGUUUAAGUCCAGACCCAGGAAUAGCAGAUCUGAAGUGGCACCAUCUUUUCUCUCUACCUGACAAACUUCAUCAACCCCCAAAGUUCCAGUUGCAAACAGCCAAGAAAACUCAGUAAAGAUCACUUUGGAUUCACUUUGUUGUGACAAAACUGAUCCAUGGUGGCUCUACUAGGAUUUGUGGGAAAUCUGCUUAAAGAAAAUCACAAAAAAAUUCAUGACACCAAUGGUUAGAGCUAAAAAAAAAAAAGAGACUAUGCUAAUUAUCUUCAUGGGCCGCUUUUAACAUAAAAGGGCUUUCUAGGGAUGCUGUAAAUAUACUAGAUAAUCAAAUAUAUGUAUAAGCAAUAAUUUUAAACAAAACCAUAAUUACAGCUUACAUAUUAUGAAAUGUAGUCAAGAAAUUUUUUUAAAUACACCUGAAAAUCUGUAAAGUGUAAGUAAAAAGAUGUGAGUACAGAGAAAUAAAAAUUUAAGACCGAUAUUUUAACAAAAUAAUCUUGUUAUUAUAACACCCGCCUUCUUCCUUUUUGACUAUAUAUACUUGAUUGUUGAUUUUAAUGAAGUUCACUUUUAAGCCUGUUGACUUGAAGGAAGAGCAGAAGUGGCAUUAUUUCAAUAGAUGUUCAUAAAUUACAGAAAAUCCAUAACAAAGUACAGUAAGACAUUUUGUUCCUGAACUUAGCAACGUAACUUUAAGACAGAAUGAAUUUCUGUUAAAAUGCUUAUUUUCAGUACUAAUAAUUCCAUCCUUCUCAACUUUCACGUGAAAAUUCACCUUAUAUAUCUUAACAAAACUGUCCAUGGAAAGUUGAAAUGCAAGGUCAGAUUUUAACCUGGCUCAAAACACUUAAUAUGUUUUAUCCAAAUGAAUCUUAUAAACAAACUAUUUCCUUACUGUAAAUAAGCUUGUAGAUUUACUUUGCAUAACUGUAUAAUCCAAUUCUUUAUUCUUUCUAUUUUGUUUCUUGUGAAAUAGUAAAACAUACUUUCAGAAAUGCUUAUUUCAUUUUAUGCCUAUUUAAGUGCUUUGAUCAAAGAGAUCUUUGCACAUAGAGAUCUAACUAUAGAAUAGUAUAUGCAAAAGCAAUUUAAGUAAUUUUAAAAGUAGCUAUAAAGCAGACUGAUACAAUGAAUAUUCAUCUAAUAAUUAAGACUAAAAGUCAGGCCAAGGUUUAAUUGCAGUGUUUAGAGAGUAGAAGAAAGUUUAGUGGGAAGAAAGAAAAUGAAUCAAUAUCAAUUCAACAGAGUUAAGAGAAAUAAGAUGAAUACAUUUAGAAAAGUAUUACAUUUAAAAUAACAGUUAAUCUCUGUUGGAAAUAUGAGGCAGCAUGGAACUUCAGAA